AUGACCUCCUCACUGCGCAGUUCCUUCCGUCUACCACUUUCGUCCUCGAGCCGCUCCUUCUCUACAUCUUUCCGCCGUCUCGCCCAGCAACCAGCUCCUGUCGACCCUCAAGCCGCCAAGAAUACAAAGGUUUCGGCCAACUACAGCAGCCCUCAGAUCCGCAAGCCCCGCAGCGGCCCCUACGCAAACUCGCCCUUGCCCGUCUUCCCUCUGCUCGCCAUCUUCUUCACCGGCUCCUUCCUCUUCUACCAGCUCUCAAAGUCACGAGCAGGCCAAGGCAAAUCCCACUACGUUUUGCCCCCUAGAGACAAGAAGCCUCCCCCCGCCAAAGAAUUCAAUUCCAACCUCCACUCCGAACACUAA
This is a messenger RNA of Aureobasidium uvarum, 363 nucleotides long. Lineage: Eukaryota; Fungi; Ascomycota; Dothideomycetes; Dothideales; Saccotheciaceae. The record is from the annotation of a GenBank genome assembly.